Molecule: messenger RNA, 3071 nt
Organism: Spodoptera litura
Lineage: Eukaryota; Metazoa; Arthropoda; Insecta; Lepidoptera; Noctuidae
Biological process (GO): SCF-dependent proteasomal ubiquitin-dependent protein catabolic process
Cellular component (GO): SCF ubiquitin ligase complex
Source: RefSeq, a predicted model, not a curated record
UGUGUCUAUAGGUAGGUAGUAUAGCGGUGUACCAACAUUCGGAUGGCAACAUACUUCGCUUCUUCAGUUUCUAUUUCAAAGCUAAAAAUAUAUGUGCGCAUGCGCAAUAUCUCACACUAUUCAUAAUACGGGACAAUAAUGUAAGGAAGCAAUAUUUUUAUUAACAAUCGAUUUCUUGGAAAUUUUUAGCAGUUCAUUGAAUAAAAUUAAAUACAAACUUAAUAGACACUUGUGAAGUCUCGCGUAAUCAGUGCAGCCUCAACUAAGCGCUGAUUUUUAGAGGUGAAUAUGUCACGAUACAAGCAGCCUAAGAAGUUGGAGACGCUAGCAUUAAGCGGUCUGGGGGAUUGGAUAGCACAACAAGCUGAACAACAGAUGAUACCAAUUAUAAUGCUUUCGCAACGUGACACCAACGAAGCUCAAUCAGCUCUGACACGUAAUAUUGAUAAAAUUCGAGAAUAUUUAGAUAUUAACGUUCCUUGGAUGCUUCACGACUUAUUGGUAAAUCAAACUAUUAGAGCACUAUCAGAACUGCUUGAAAAGACCAAGCAAUCUUUGGGAUUUAGACGCAACAUGGGGAAAUUCGUCAGUCAAAUGAAUGUAAUUAUAAGAAUGGCUGAAGUGCUUUUUACAAAAAAUUUAACGAUCGUGUCAAUUGAUACUAUUCCAAAGAUGUUGCGUUCAGUAUUUUACUCUAAAUUAUAUAUGCUUAACGGACUAGUCUCCCUAAACUUAGGAUCAUUAUCCGGAGGUUGGAAAACGGCAGACAUGGAAGAUGCCAUUAUUAAAUCAUUAAAAGAGCUACAUCGCUUAAAAUGUUUAACUAUGAAUUAUGAUUGUACAAAUAAUAUACUACAAUGCAUCGUAGAUAAUUGCCAUCUUCUAGAAAAAUUAGACGUCUCUUGUUCAAAAUGUAUUACAAACGACAGUAUGGAUAUUGUUGCGAAAAUAAAAAAAAUAAGAAGCAUCCAGCUAUACAGAACUUUUGUGACUAUGGAAGGAUUUAUAAAGUUGCUUUUGAAGUGCAAAAACAUCGAAGAUAUAGGUAGAUGUGACGACAUAGGCAAGAUUUUAGAGCACAUUGAUCUUAAUUAUUCAGAUGGCAUAACAUUUCAUUUAAAGACUUAUGUUAGUCGCUAUGCAACAAAUAAUCAAUUACAGUUAGCUGUUCAAAUGUGUCCCUAUAUAAGAAGCAUGACUGUUUUUCACAACACUUUACAAAGUGAUCUAAUGGUUUUAAUAGGUUUACAAGACCUCAGAGAGCUUAAGUUGUUGUCAUGCGACUUUUAUGCAGAUCAAAUAAAGCAAGUUCUUCAAGUUAAAGGUUGUAAUCUUGUACAUCUACACUUAGAACACGUCGAUCAAAUUGAUUUAAAUGCUCUUAUGUAUAUAAGUCAAAUGUGUCCUUUUUUAGAAAGUCUAACUUUAUAUAAUUGUACACUUAUACAGCAUACGUCCUUAUUUACAAAAAAAUUAGAAAUUGAACCUUUUCGUAAUCUUAAAAAAAUUACUUUCGUGUCCACGUGUACAGAAGAACAAUUACUAUUCAUUCUCACUAAUUGCUUGAAUGUACAAUUCAUUCACAUAGGGACGGCAAUACAACUUACCGACGACGUAAUGUUUAAAAUAUUAGACAAAAAUCCACUGAUUUAUUUAAAAGAAUUACGUAUAAUGCAAUCUGACUACUUAUCAAUGAUAUCUGUAGACAGAAUUAUUCAAAGUUGUAUGAGUUUGGAAAUAUUGGUAGAGUUAGAGAGUUGGUCUCUUUUGACUGAAAAUGAUCGUGAACAUAUCAGAAACUAUAUCAAGAUAAACAAUUAUAAUAUAGACACGGCUCCAAUCAGAAGAUAUGACGCUUAAAACCUAUAUUAAUGUACUGCACAUUACACACGAACUUGCUGUAAUAGUUUUCUUAAAUGUAGGUACCACGUGAAAACUACUUCGUUUUUGAUGUAAAAAAUAUUCUGUGUUGGUAAUACAAUAGUUUUACAAAGAAAUAAAUAAAUUAAAACCUAAAAUAACUGCUAACCAUUGCAAAACCAAAGUUCGAAAGCGUGUACGUAUUCAUAUUACAUUAUCAAAACAUAACGCCAUGUAAUUCUCGAAGAGGUAUUUCUCGCCGAGUGGGAAUUUUUUUUUCCCGAUUUUCAUCAUAGACGAGCAAAAGCUAGUAGAUAGAUAUUUUACAAAAUGAUGUAAUUGCCUUCCAUUCGAAAUCAAAGAACGAUCACGAACCUGCCUAUAACAUCGAUCUGACGACACGUAACUAUAACGUUUUCCACGUCACGGCAACGUCUGAGGUGUUAGCACACGAUUGACACGAUGAAUGCCGUCACCGCGCCGCUGUCUGACCAUGGCCUGGCAUGAGCCUGUGCUGCUGGGUGCGAGAGAUUGUUGCCGCUGAUCGCUUCCCUGAGGAUAGGAUUGACUGCACGGUUGGUGAGGGGUCUGAGCAACUGGCUGCCGCGCAAUGUGGCACGGGUUCGAUUCCCGCACAGUACAACCCUUUGUGGUUCGCGGAUUGUUAAACUCGUGUUUUUAAACGCACCAACGACACAGGAGAAAAUCCUAAUGUGGGUAAAAGUUCAAAAAAAAAAGAGAAAGAUACAGUGGUGCUCAGCCCAAGUAGAGCACACCUCGACAGUAUGUUCCGGCUUGUCACACUGGGGAGUUUUUUGCAACAGGUACCGUCCGUAAAGCGUGAAAGGCAAGGACGCCGUGGCAUCUCACUAGCCAGUCCUCAAAGAGUGGUCUUACCGCUGCUAUAACGUGACUCUGUUGCAACAGUCUUCACUGACUGAGAUUAGAUUGUAGCGGGCUCAGCGCGACUCGUAAUCUACAGUAUAACUGGACGACAACGGCAGUGCGGUGACGGCUUCAUAUGCAGGAAAGCUAGCGGGGUACAUUACCAUACUGUUGGGUUUCAGUUAGUGUGCAGUAAGGAGUUUCAUCCAAAUAAUACAAAAUAGCUGUUACAAUCAAAAUCACAUAAGAAUCACACCUGAACCUAAAACACACGUCAAAAGUUUUUCCAUACAGAAAACCCCAACAUGUUACGCAGCAACCAGUUG